AUGGCCAGCACUUCUGGAGAGCUGCAGGGUCUGGGCCUGUGGUCCUUCUCCCCAUUGGGGUGUGGAGGGCCGAGGGUGAAGAUGGCGCUCUACUCCCAUGACGACGGCGAGAGCGGCAGCGCCCAGGCUCGGGCGUGUUCGACCAAGGGACGGCCCCACCUGCUCCUCGCGGGCGUUGAGUACUGGGUGGUGGCCAUCUACGACCGCAUGGCCUUCCACAGCAAGGUCAAUCGCAUGGACGAGCUGGAGACGGGGUCGAUCGCGCACUACGCCUCCUACGCCCACGUGUGCGAAGUCACUCCCUUCCCGGCGCAGUUCCCGAGGCAGGCCGGCAAGCGAGAGGACACGCACGGGUACUACAUGUGCCUGGUGCCCCGCUCCGCCCUCGCGGUCCUCGAAGCCAUGGACGACGACCCGGACGCGGCCCUCAUCGACCAGCGCGAGAAGGAGGCCUACCACCACCACCGCCACCAUCCAACGCUUUCCCGAUCGGGCUGCGAGCGGGAAGUCGAAAGUGCAGAGGAGGAGGAUCGAGAGGGCUUCGAGUCCGCCGCCGGCAUCUGCCGGCACUUCAAGCCCUUCCGGAUGGAGCUGCAGGCGUGGGAGAGCGCCCCGAAGACGAUCAAGCGGCUGGAGGUGGCGGCGCGGGUAUUCUGCGCGUCGUGCCACGCUCUGUUCAGCGACCGAGCGCAGCUGGCCCUCCACCGAUGUCGUCACCAAGUGCGGCCGGCGGCCUCGACAUGA
Molecule: messenger RNA, 744 nt
Organism: Acanthamoeba castellanii str. Neff
Lineage: Eukaryota; Discosea; Longamoebia; Acanthamoebidae
Exons: 6
Coding region: 1-744 (247 amino acids)
Source: RefSeq, a predicted model, not a curated record